Molecule: messenger RNA, 1525 nt
Organism: Durotheca rogersii
Lineage: Eukaryota; Fungi; Ascomycota; Sordariomycetes; Xylariales; Xylariaceae
Exons: 1
Coding region: 595-1467 (290 amino acids)
Source: RefSeq, a predicted model, not a curated record
GAAGUAACGAUACACCCCGCGAUCUCACAGGAUCACAUCAGUGUGUCUCGGCACGGCCAACCACGUCGCCCACCUGCCUAAUUAGUGUAACAUCGUGCCCUGCACAGGCUCUGGUCGAGCACACCCAAAAGCAGCACCCAGCCCGCACCGGCUUGGCCAAGGUCACGGCGUCCUGCUCUCAACUGGACCCUCGCUUGCCCACUUCGGGACUGUCACAUUGUCCCAGCUCUCGCCAAUCAUUCCCUCUACCCUCGAGUUUGGUCUGUCUAACCUGCACCUUUCACCUGUCCCCAGACGACGUUUGGCGCUUCGAAGCAGGCUCGCGCACCUAGCCAACUCGAACAGCGGCUUGCCCCUCACGUCGGCGUUUCCUGACAAUAUAAUUGUGUGGGAGCUCGCAUACGAGAGUCUGAGCUGCCGCAUUCCCGCAGCUAGGUAACACUACCUACAUAACACUACAUAACCCCAACCCGGCCAGGUCAGCUCUCCGAAGUUCCGCGCGCCAUACGCUGGAAGUCUUUCUGGCCGUCCCGCAACUCGACCAGUACAUCGCUGCCGUAAGAUACCGCGGACAGGCAAACCCCGUCAGCCAAGAUGUCUCUCGCACGCGCUUUCACGACGAGGCGAAAGCAGCCUUCGCACGACGCGAGCCUUCUGCCCCAGCGAAGCAACACCACCAAGGCCACGGUUCGUAGCAAGAUCUCUGGUCCCAUGGCGCUCACGCACACGACGAACAUGCUCGCCUUCAACGCACCAGACCUGUACCCUCGGUCGGAAUCUUCGCCGACGGAAUCUUCCAAGUCCGACGACGACUACUCCGAUAGCCCGCGGACCAGCGCAUCGUCGCCGCCGACGAGCCCAGACGUCCCAUCGGCACACGGACGGCCUACUACGCCGGAGCCCAACCAUCUCUCGUGCUACUUCGUCGCGCCCGGAAACAAGUCGCCAACGUCGAACCCGGAGGAGGCCCCGAGCAUCCCGAAGCGCGCGCCGUCGCAUACCAAGAAGGCGUCGUACGACAACCUAGUGAACAAGUUCUCGCGCCUCUCGAAUCAAUCAGUCAAGUCCAUCUCCACCAAGGCCAGCUUCACCCUCUCCCGCUCGUCUUCGACCUCGACGACAGCCACCUCGGUCUCGUCCGGGACCUUUUCGAGGAAGCCGUCGGUCAACUCGACCCCGGCGGUCCCCACGGUGACGUCGCCGCCGCCGGUGCGCCCCGGCUUCCGCCGGCAGGUGGAGUAUCCCGAGUCCCAGCACCCGUUCGGCAACGAGUUGGCGCAGGUGACGGAGCUCGCGGAGGAGCUAGGGGUGAGGGAAAAGAUGCAGGCCAUAGACGAGGAGGAGCAAGCGCUCCUCUCGCAGGGGCUCUGCCGAUUCCGACCGGAGGACUACCUAGCCGAGGUUCACGGCCUCUUCUCGACCUUCUUCCGACCGGAGCGUCCCGAUUUAGAGCCGUUAUGGAUUUAAAAGUAACAGUAAAAAAUUAAAACAAAAUAAAAUAAAAACAAGGACCGAGGACAUACGG